GGAGAGAAAUCUGAGAAUCCUGAACCUUCGGCCUUAGCUCUUCUUGGAUUCCAUCGGCGUUCUCCAACCAUCAUUCCUCUUUAGUCUUCAACAUCGCCGGCGUGAGUGUGCUAGAGAGCGUCGUCCGUCACUGCUGCCGCGAGGUUCUCUCUUCCCUGCUCUGCUGUUGUUUAGUUCAAACCCUGCACGUGCGCUUGAGUUGGUUGCUAUCAGUUCUUCUUCUUUCUUUUCCGCCAGUCAGCUUGCUGUCGUCGACAGGUGCGACAGCUCCGUCCGCCGUUGUUGUGAAGUUCUACUAUUGCAGUUUGGACACAACCGAGAGAUUGAAAACUUGCAAUGGAAUAUACUGUCUAUGGAGAAUCUUCGUCCAGCUUUGAUGCUUUAAAUUCAAGUCCGAAAUGGAAAUAUGAUGUUUUCUUGAGCUUUGCAGGAAAAGACACGCGGUUGAAGUUUACAGAUCACUUAUAUGAUGCUUUCAAUAGGAGUGGGAUUAGAGCUUUUAGGGAUGAUGAAGGAAUAGAGAGAGGGGAAGAUUUAUCCAAGCAACUGCUUCAAGCAAUUGAGGAUUCUCUGUGUGCAGUUGUUGUUCUUUCUGAAAAUUACGCAAAUUCAAAAUGGUGUUUGAAUGAACUCCAAAAGAUUCUUGAAUGUAGGAAUAAAUUGGGUCAACGAGUUUUUCCAAUUUUCUAUGAUGUAGAUCCAUCUGAUAUAAGGUAUCAGAGAAAGAGUUUUGGAGAAGCUUUGGCUAAACAUGAAGAGAGAUUCAGAAAUAACAACCACAAUCACAAAGGUCUUGGUUGGUUUUCAGCAUUCGCGAACCUCGGUUUGGGCUUCAAACAACGUUUUUGGCUGCCAAACACUCAUUCUAACAUGUUCAAACUGCAAACUUGGAAAAAAGCUCUGUUUGAAAUUGGCAACUUGUCCGGUUGGGAUACCAGGGGUCGGCGUGAAUCAGAUUUGAUAAAAAAUAUUGUUGGAGGGAUAUGGACUUAUUUAUGUUCUAAAUUACCAACUUAUGGUGAUAAUCUAGUAGGGAUUGAAUCAAAAAUGGUUGAUAUGAUGUCAUACCUGGAAAUUGGGUUGGAUGACGUCUAUUUUGUAGGAUUGUGGGGUAUGGGCGGUAUCGGUAAAACAACUCUUGCUAGAGUUGUUUACGAUAAAAUCUCACAUAAAUUUGAUAUGUGUUGCUUCCUUGCUAAUGUUAGAGAAACCUCACAAAGAGAAGGUCUAGUUUCUUUACAUAGAAAGCUUCUUUCUCAUCUCAAAAUAAAGAACAUGGAAAUUGAUGAUGUGUAUGAAGGAAAGAAGAUAUUACAAAAUCUUUUUUUCAAUAAAAAGGUUCUUCUUGUCCUUGAUGAUGUAGAUCAUAUGAAACAAAUUCAAAUUUUGGCACAAAGUCCAAAGUGGUUUGGUAGAGGAAGUAGAGUAAUCAUAACAACAAGAGAUAGCCACUUGCUCACCACAUCUAAAGUGCAAAGAAUAUAUGAGGUGAAAAUCAUGAAGGAAGAAGAAUCUCUUCAACUCUUAUCUAACAAAGCAUUCAACCAAGAUCAUCCUAAAAUAGAUUAUUUGGAGCUGUCUAUCUCUGUGGUUAAAUAUACAGGAGGUCUUCCUUUGGCACUUAAUGUUUUGGGUUCUUUUCUUUGUGGAAGAAGUAAAGCUGAAUGGAGAGAUACUUUGGAUAGAUUGAAGCAAAUUCCAGAUAAUGAUAUUCUUCAAAUACUUAAAAUAAGUUAUGAUGGCUUAAAUGAGGAAGAAAAGACAAUAUUUUUGGAUAUUGCUUGUUUUUUCAAGGGAUGGAGGAAAGUUGAAGUAGCCCAAAUUUUGGAAGAUUGUGAUCUUCACCCAACAAUUGGAAUGAAAGUUUUGAUGGAAAAAGCUCUACUAAUUGAAAAGAAAGAUCUUUUGGGACGCUGUGUUUUAGAAAUGCAUGAUUUACUUGAAGACUUGGGGAGGUAUAUUAUUUGUCAAGAAUCUCCCAAUGCUGGCCAGCGUAGUAGAUUGUGGGAGUUAGAGGACAUUAAUGAAGUAUUGAAAAAUAAGAAGGGAUCUAAAGCAAUGCAAGCUAUUGUGUAUCGGUAUUUAGGUGAUGAUGUAGUAGUACAUCCUCAAGUCUUUUCAGAGACGAGUAAUAUUAGACUACUCAUCUUAUCAAGGGAUUUCAAGCCUUUUGGUGGUCUCAAAUGUCUUCCUAGUGCAUUAAAAGUUUUUCAAUGGCGAGAAUUUCCUUUAGAAACUCUCCCAUUUGAAGCUCCGUUGGAUAAACUUGUUGAUAUUCAAAUGCAUAAGAGCAAAAUAAAGAAACUUUGGAAUGGGGUACAGUUUAUGAAAAAGUUGAAACGCAUUGAUCUGAGUUAUUCCCGAUACUUGAACGAAACUCCAGACUUCUCAGAAGUUCCAAAUUUAGAAAAACUAAUUCUUGAAGGUUGCUCAUCUCUUGUCAAGGUUCAUCCCUCACUUGGAAAACUGCACAAGGUUGUUCUGGUGAACUUGUGCAACUGCAAGAAUCUCAAAAGCCUUCCAAGAAAAUUGGAAAUGAACUCUCUGAUAGAAUUAAAUCUUUUUGGGUGCUCCAAAGUUGAACUGCUCCCAGAGUUUGGGGAAGGUAUGAAAAAUUGUCAUAUCUUGAAAUGAGAGACACUUCUGUAACUAUACUUCCCGGAUCACUUGGGUUCUUGAGCGGUCUUAGAUAUUUGUAUUUGGAGUCCUGCAAAAUUCUUAAUCUUCGCGGGUUGUUGGAGAAUCUCAAAGCUCCCCAAGUAUCUGGCU
Messenger RNA from Prosopis cineraria, 2769 nucleotides. RefSeq names its product TMV resistance protein N-like. Gene Ontology annotation, biological process: defense response; signal transduction. Gene Ontology annotation, molecular function: ADP binding. The transcript is spliced from 5 exons. Bases 337 to 2634 code for a protein of 765 amino acids. NCBI's taxonomy places the organism in Eukaryota, Viridiplantae, Streptophyta, Magnoliopsida, Fabales, Fabaceae. The record is from RefSeq and is a predicted model, not a curated record.